Messenger RNA from Rhodamnia argentea, 1631 nucleotides. Its product is annotated as autophagy-related protein 18c. Lineage: Eukaryota; Viridiplantae; Streptophyta; Magnoliopsida; Myrtales; Myrtaceae. The record is from RefSeq and is a predicted model, not a curated record. Bases 292 to 1548 code for a protein of 418 amino acids. Gene Ontology annotation, molecular function: protein binding; phosphatidylinositol-3,5-bisphosphate binding; phosphatidylinositol-3-phosphate binding. Gene Ontology annotation, cellular component: phagophore assembly site membrane; cytosol; extrinsic component of membrane. The transcript has 5 exons. Gene Ontology annotation, biological process: nucleophagy; protein localization to phagophore assembly site; autophagy of mitochondrion.
AGCUCUGUUUUGUUGUUGUUGUUGCUGUUGUUGUUGAUGAUGUGAUUGGAGUUGGUGUGUUUCGGAGUUUGGUUUGGAAAUGGUCCGGAGUGUAUCCCGUCGUUUGGAGUUCAAAUUCGAUCGAUAAGAGCUGGUGUUUCGGGUCUAUGGAUUAACUUGCAGUGAUGAUGGCGUGGCUCUCGCUUUCUUAUCUGCUUUCCUUCUUAACCCUCAACCAGAACUGACUCCCAAGAGCUUAGAACCUUAUCUGUGGUAGUCUUACUUCCCAUAUCCUUGCUAAAUAUACUAUUGAUGACUGUUCCCUCCUCCCCCAUGAGCUCUACCACUUCAACGCCACAUGGAAUGUUGCCACCGGCAAGGCUUGGUAGUUAUGAUUCUCCUAUUUCUGGGGCUUCCGGGUCAUUUGCACAGCCUGAACAAGAAUUUAAUGACAGUGAUGAAACGGAGCUACUAUCUGUGUCUUGGAAUCAGGACUAUGGUUGCUUUGCUGCAGGCACGAACCGAGGCUUCCGUAUCUAUAAUUGUGAGCCCUUUAAGGAGACUUUUAGGCGAGAUUUGAAAAGCGGGGGAUUUAAAAUUGUUGAGAUGCUCUUCCGUUGCAACAUUCUAGCUCUCGUUGGUGGUGCUGCUAAUUCCCAGUACCCGCCAAAUAAAGUUCUAAUCUGGGAUGACCAUCAAAGCCGGUGCAUUGGUGAAUUUGCAUUUAGGUCAGAAGUACGUGGUGUGAAACUAAGACGGGAUCGAAUUGUUGUUGUCCUUGAGCACAAGAUAUAUGUACACAAUUUUAUGGACUUGAAGCUGCUCCAUCAAAUUGAAACUGUGGCAAAUCCUAGGGGACUCUGUUGCCUCUCUCAGAAUGUGAAUGCAAUUGUUUUAGCUUGCCCUGGUCUUCGUCGAGGACAGAUUCGGAUCGAGCAUUUUGGACUUCGUAUGACGAAAUUCAUCACUGCACAUGAUUCUCAGGUGGCAUGCUUUACCUUGACAAUGGAUGGGCUGCUUCUUGCAACAGCAAGUGCUAAGGGUACUUUGAUAAGAAUAUUUAACACGAUGGAUGGAACUCGGUUGCAAGAGGUACGUAGAGGAGUGGACAGAGCUGAAAUUUACAGCAUUGCCCUCUCGCCUAAUGUUCAGUGGUUGGCUGUGUCUAGUGAUAAAGGUACUGUCCAUCUAUUUAGUCUCAGAGUCAGAGUAGCAGGCGAGGACUCUCCUGCACAUUCAGAAGUUUCUCAAAGUCCAGCACUAGCGUACCAGAAUUCUUCAACUUCGCUUGAUGCCCUCAUUUCUACAAGCACCGGUGCCAAUCCAGGUUCAUCAUUGUCUUUUAUGAGAGGGGUUUUACCAAAAUAUUUUAGCUCAGAAUGGUCAUUUGCCCAGUUCCACUUACCUGAAGAGACUCAAUUUGUUGCUGCUUUUGGAUCCCAAAAUACUGUAAUAGUAGUUGGCAUGGAUGGGAGUUUCUACAGGUGCAGUUUUGAUCCAGUUAAUGGAGGACAAAUGGUGCAGCGGGAGUAUAAUCGUUUUCUUUCAAGUGAUAGUAAGCCUAGAUAGGUUUGUCAACAACAUUUGAACACGCUCUCUCUAUUUUUGAAUUUUAUGUCUACAAUGUAUAAAGUGUACAUAUAUAUAUGCAA